AUGCUUGAGUCAGGUCCGUGUUUGCUGUUGGUCUAUGUUGACGAUUUUCUGUGUAUUGCACCUACGAAAGAGGAUGUGGAUCGCAUCUUUGGGGUGAUUGAGAAAAGGGUUGAGCUGAAGAGGACAGAUGUGAUCAGAUCUUCUCAAGACGGGGGUGGCUCUUUGCGCUUUAUUGGCAGGGUUAUCUCUCGGAGAGAGGGGGAGUCUUCGAUUACGGUGUCUUUGCCAGAGGACUACUUGGAUGAGACCUUCAAGGCCUAUGGGCUUUCGGGAAAAGGCUCUGUAAGUCCCCCAGAUGUGUCGGUUCAUGUUGAAAAGGAGGGUGGUUUGCCUUUAUCACCAGAGGCCUACUCAAGGUAUCUUCAGAAUGACAUGGGAGCCAUCGUGAGGACCACCAAGAGGCGAGGAAUAAGUGGCGGUGUUCGUGCUGUGGAUGGAUUUGUUGUGAAGACCUUGUGUCGCCACCAGCAGUUGGUGUCCUUGUCGAGCAUGGAAAGUGAGUUGUUUGCUCUGCAGUCGGUUGCCCAGGAUUCAGCUUGGCUGUCCUAUACGGGGAAUGUCCUGCUUGCUUUCAAGGGGCGGCCAGGUCUUGGCAAGAUCUUGAAUGAGGAUUGGGACACUUGUGCUUCUGUGCGUAAAUGUUGGCAGCAGUACGAGCAAUGGCAAUGGGACCGAGCCAGCAUCACAUUUUAUACAAGUUGGGCCAUAGAGACGCUCUACACAUCGAUGCCAGAAGAGUCCAUCAUUGCUGUGUGGGUACGGUACUUAGUUUUCAUUUCAACUGUGCAUAAGUGCAGCUGCCACGUCUGA
Messenger RNA from Symbiodinium necroappetens, 810 nucleotides. The record is from the annotation of a GenBank genome assembly. Lineage: Eukaryota; Dinophyceae; Suessiales; Symbiodiniaceae.